Molecule: messenger RNA, 1743 nt
Organism: Sorex fumeus (smoky shrew)
Lineage: Eukaryota; Metazoa; Chordata; Mammalia; Eulipotyphla; Soricidae
Gene: PIGS
Product: phosphatidylinositol glycan anchor biosynthesis class S
Exons: 12
Coding region: 26-1693 (555 amino acids)
Biological process (GO): attachment of GPI anchor to protein
Cellular component (GO): GPI-anchor transamidase complex
Source: RefSeq, a predicted model, not a curated record
UUACGCCGCUCAGCCGGGAGCCAGCAUGGCUGCCGCCAGGGCAAAAGCCGCCGAGCUAGAGGUGGUCCGAGGCAAGCGCGCUGCCCUCUUCUUCGCCGCGGUGGCCAUCAUGUUGGGGCUGCCGCUUUGGUGGAAGACCACGGAGACCUACCGGGCCUCCUUGCCGUACCUGGAGAUCAGUGGGCUUAAUGCCCUGCAGCUCCGGCUAAUGGUGCCCAUCAGGCUUGUGUUUGCCCGGGGGUCCUUGGACCCGCACGACCUGAAGAAGUUGCCUGAAACCUCUGUGCAAGAGCAGGAAAUUCCUCUGAAAUAUAAAAUGAAAAUCAAAUGCCUUUUUCGCACUGAGUACCGGAUUGCUUCGAAGCAUGAAGAAGAGGCUCUGUCACUGGGCAGUGUGCAAGAGGCAGAAGCCAUGUUAUCUGAGUCACAGCAGCAAGCUGAGGGCUCCCUGACCGUGUAUAUCAUCGACGAGAGAUCCUCGCUUCUCCCAAAGGACAUGGUGAGCUGCAUUGGACCCAAAAGGACGGCGUUCACCCGGGGAACACUGCACCAUCAUGCCUUUUCUUUCAUUGACCUCCGUGUAAAGGAGAUUGUCAGAGCCAUGUCUUUGGCUGAGGAUGUGCUUGCCGCCGCCUUGGCUGACCACCUUUCAGAGGACAAGUGGAGCUCCGAUAAGAGGCGGCCGCUGAAGUCCAGCUUGGGCUAUGAGAUCACCUUCAGUUUGCUCAACCCAGACCCCAAGUCCCAUGAAGUCCACUGGGACAUCGAGGGGGCAGUCAGGCACUACGUGCAGCCCUUCGUGGACGCCCUCAGUGUCGCGGGCAACAUCUCUGUGGACUCGCAGAUCCUUUAUUAUGCCAUGCUGGGGGUCAACCCCCGCUUUGAUGCAGCUUCCUCCAGCUACUACUUGGCUGCACACAGCCUCCCGCAUGUCAUCAACCCCGUGGAGUCCCGCCUGGGAUCCAGUGCUGCCUCCCUUUACCCUGUGCUCAACUUCCUGCUCUAUGUCCCUGAACUGGCCCACUCCCCGCUGUACAUUCAGGACAAGGACGGAGCUCCAGUGGCCACCAACGCCUUCCACAGUCCCCGCUGGGGUGGCAUCAUGGUCUACAACGUGGACCCCAAAGCCUACAAUGGCUCGGAGCUGCCAGUGAAGGUGGAGGUGGACAUGGUGCGCGUGAUGGAGGUGUUCCUGGCGCAACUGCGGCUGCUCUUUGGAAUUCCCCAGCCGCAAAUGCCCCCAAACUGCCUGUUUCUCGGGCCUCUGAGUGGAGGGCUGAUGACCUGGGAGGUGGACCGGCUGCUGUGGGCGCGGACCGUGGAGAACCUGGCCACGGCCACGUCCACUCUCACUUCCCUGGCCCAGCUUCUGGGAAAGAUCAGCAACAUUGUCAUCAAGGACGAUGUGGCCUCGGAGGUGUACCGGGCUGUGGCCGCCGUCCAGAGGGCGGCCGAAGAGCUGGCCUCAGGGCACCUGGUUUCUGCCUUCACCUCCAGCCAGGAAGCCGUGACGUCCUCAGAACGAGCUUUUUUCGACCCCUCACUCCUCCACCUCCUCUAUUUCCCCGAUGACCAGAAGUUUGCUAUCUACAUCCCGCUCUUUCUGCCCAUGGCUGUGCCCAUCCUCCUGUCCCUGGUCAAGAUCUUUCUAGAGAUGCGCAAGUCCUGGAAGAAGCCUGAGAAGAGAGACUGAGCAGGGCAGCGUCUCCGGAGAAGCUGCCUUUUGGCUGGCGUGCGGUGUAA